AUGCUUCCGCGGGACAAUGUAGUUAGUGACUCAAGUUAUAGCGAGAAGGAGAGCGAUGAUUUCUGGCUAAUCGGUACUCAGAGUGUCGAGGCCGCAGUCCAAGAGCUUGGGCGGGAUUAUCUUACAUCGGGAGUUGGAGACGAAACGAUUCUGGAUGAGGAGCGUCCUGCAGUUCGGGCAGAACCCCGAAGUCCCCGGCCUCGGCCACCUAAGUUGAAAGUUGCCACUCCUCGUCGAGCUAGUAUGAAAACGAUGCGUCGUCGGUACAUGGAUGCGCUUGACCAGCCCUUGACGGAUGGUCGUGUGACGACGCUCCCAAAUAUGAUCCCGGAGCCAGGAGGUGUGUUGGGGUUCCAUGAGUCAACGGGCGCGAGAAGAUUGGGGCACGUACUACAUAGCGAAUGUCCGCGUCCUACUCCGUUUAUAUGGUCGUUAUGGGGCAUUAUAAGUAAACUCUGCCUGCCGCGAGAUUAUGUACCGUACACGGUUGAGACUGUCUCAAUGGUAUUGCGAGAUCCGAGUCUGGACGUGGAAAAUAUUAAAUUGUAUGCAUAUGAGACUCGCACGUAUCCUAGCAUGGGCCGAAAGAAUAACAAUAAUGACCUCCUACAUAGGGGUCCAGCAAGUAGAGCUUCAGGAAACAAACGUCCAGCAAAGAGAUCGCAAGGACGCAGAAGUAAGGAUGUGAGCAAGAACGAAGACGUGGACGACGACGCGUGGGAUGAUGGCCCUACCCAUAGUCAGGCAACAAGUCGGCCCUUGGUCAACGGUCCUAUCCGUCGAAGGCUGACGCAGCGCAGGGAAUUGGCAAGAGUUAUCUCUAUGAGGAAGGACAUGCUCAAGAUGGAAUUGAGUCGGAGGGAGUUGCCGUCCGAGUUGCUACGACGAGAUUACACUCAUACAUUAGCGAAUCGAGUACUUGACAUCCGGGACUCAUUGAGUGAGCGUUUUCCAACAUAUGGGUCAACCAAGCCUAGUCACUUCCGCUUGUUAAAGGUUCUAGGUUCCCUAUUGGGCAUGUUUCUAUUGGGUAUGCUGGGAGGCCUUAUGUUGUUCAGGCCCAUGGUUGUGUUCGACCAAGUAGAGUUUGAUUCAACAAUUAUAAAGCUCGAGUACGACUCGCCGUCGAACUGGACUUUGGAGGGAUCGUUUGGUGGUUCUUUAAUGGCUUACAACCGUGCCAGCGUUGCGGCACAACUGGAAUUGGUUCCUUCCCAUAUUACAGCGGAAUGUCAGCAACUUAAAGGACCAUUGUUCUCGAGAACGUCUGCCUUAUUGCUCCCUGCAAACCGCAAGCCCAUCGUAGAAGUUGACGUCAGCAAUGACUUUUCCCCCGAGCUCGUUGAGCGUGUCCUUCAACGCCACCUUCAACGCCACCUUCAACGCCACCUUCAACGCCACUUGCAAGAGGAACGGGUGGAUAUUCGGCAAAGAAACUACGACUGGGAUCUGCCCCUGGGAGCCGCGCAAAAGAACCAAGUGGAAAAAAGCCAGGCGGAAUACGCAACUAGAGGCGACGAGGACGACGACGACAGUGCAGGUGCCGACUCUACCGGAAGUCGCGACGGGCUGCCCACCCAGUUGCGUUCCAUCAACACUACUCAAGUUUCUUUGAAGAACGACAGCACCAUCGUGGACCGAGCCUUGGCGGGUAGUGGCGUACUGGCCUAUGUGAAUAUCGGGGUUCCCGAGCACUUCGAUCGACGUCCCAUGAGGUUGUGUUACGUGGACUGGAAUGUGAACGUUCUCAGUCUGCCUAUGAAAGAUCGCCGCAGCAUUUUCCUUUCCUGUUCGUACUCCCUGAAUCAAACCGUACCAGUGCCUCCUUUCCGCACCUCAAAAUGCUCCUUCGAGGGCGGCGACCCAUACCUCGUCACCGGCACUCUCAAAGACAUUACGCGCACGCAAGUGUACCGGGAUUAUGUGCGCGAGCACACACUCGAAAACACGACCAAUGAAACGGCAGGUAACACCAACACGACCACGCUGACGGACGGAACCAACACGACGACGUUGACGGACGGAACCAACACGACGACGUUGACGGACGGAACCAACACGAGGAUGUUGACGGACGUUGGUACGCGCUCCAGUGGCCGUGGCGUCGGUUGCAAGCGGGGGUACGAGGUCGUAGGUUGUGGCAACCGCUUGACAACGAGGUCGUUUGCGGAGAUUGAGCCGACGAUCGUGAUUCAGGAUUUGAAAAACGCGUGCGAGAAGUUUGGUCACCUUUGGUUAACGUUGACGAUCGAGAGUGGGUUUGUAUGGUAUCCUGGAGGAGGUCACGCUCUGCCAUCCCUCACAUUGCCACCUCGCGCGGUGGCUUGUGUCCUAAUUAAUUAA
This is a messenger RNA of Gregarina niphandrodes, 2343 nucleotides long. RefSeq names its product putative transmembrane protein. The coding region runs from base 1 to 2343 and encodes 780 amino acids. The transcript has a single exon. NCBI's taxonomy places the organism in Eukaryota, Apicomplexa, Conoidasida, Eugregarinorida, Gregarinidae. The record is from RefSeq and is a predicted model, not a curated record.